Entamoeba dispar SAW760 is the source of this 735-nucleotide messenger RNA. RefSeq lists its product as uncharacterized. Lineage: Eukaryota; Evosea; Mastigamoebida; Endamoebidae. Bases 1 to 735 code for a protein of 244 amino acids. Gene Ontology annotation, cellular component: mitochondrion; cytoplasm. The transcript has a single exon. The record is from RefSeq and is a predicted model, not a curated record. Gene Ontology annotation, molecular function: deoxynucleoside kinase activity.
AUGGUUGAUUCAAUUAUUAGAUGUACUUCUGCUUUACCGAGUAAUGAUUACAAAUUAUGUCCUUUUACUCGUCAUGUAUUCUUAAGUGGAGGAGUAGCCGUUGGCAAGACUACUAUUCUUAAUUAUAUUGCAAGUGUAUUCUUUAAUGUGGAUGAUAUUUUUUUUGUUCGAGAAUAUAUUGAUUACGAUGUAGAAGGUGAAAAACGUUUAGAGAGUUUGCAUCAUGGUGUAAUAAAAAAUUAUCAAUUUCAGAAGUAUGUAUUGCGAUGUUAUAGAAAACAAUUUAUGAGUUAUGAAUUUAGAAAUGCAAGAAUUGUUAUUUGGGAGAGGCAUUUGAGCGAAGCUUUGAGUAUUUUCUGUGAAAAUGAUGAAUCUCUUACUGAUGAGGAACGUAAAGAUAUUAGAAAGGAAAUAGAUGAAUUAUGUGAAAUGUAUAAUAUACCCAGUUUGAAUAAUAUUAAUGUGAAGUAUAUUAAAAUUAAUACAGCUGAAGUUGAAAUGAAAUGGAUAGCACAAAUGUUAUUAAACGGUGUUAUUUAUCCAAUGUUGAUGAAGAAUUAUAAACAUGAUUUAUUUGUCUUAUUGUAUUGUGGAAAUUUAAAAGAACAAUAUCGUAGAGUGUUGCAAAGAGGAAGAAGUGUUGAAUUAGAAGUGUAUAAAAAGAGUGAAGAUUUACUUACAAUUAAUGAUACUUAUUUUGAGUUUUACUUAAAACAUAACGAAUUAAAUAAUUGA